Hemiscyllium ocellatum (epaulette shark) is the source of this 1472-nucleotide messenger RNA. RefSeq names its product BUD23 rRNA methyltransferase and ribosome maturation factor (gene bud23). Gene Ontology annotation, biological process: rRNA (guanine-N7)-methylation. Gene Ontology annotation, molecular function: rRNA (guanine) methyltransferase activity. The record is from RefSeq and is a predicted model, not a curated record. The coding region runs from base 25 to 870 and encodes 281 amino acids. NCBI's taxonomy places the organism in Eukaryota, Metazoa, Chordata, Chondrichthyes, Orectolobiformes, Hemiscylliidae. The transcript is spliced from 12 exons. Gene Ontology annotation, cellular component: nucleolus.
GCGUAUUGAUGACGUUAUUUGAAGAUGGCGACUCGCACGGGGAGGCCUGAGCACCUGGCUCCGCCUGAAGUGUUUUACGGUGAAGAUGAAGCAAGAAAAUACACACAAAACUCACGUAUGAUUGAAAUCCAGACCCAGAUGUCCGAAAGGGCUGUUGAGCUACUCCAUUUACCUGAAGAUCAGCCAUGCUUCCUGUUAGAUGUUGGGUGUGGGUCAGGACUGAGUGGGGAUUACCUCUCUGAAGAAGGACAUCACUGGGUUGGUGUGGACAUCAGUCCAGCCAUGCUUGAUGUUGCAUUGGAGAGAGAGGUGGAAGGUGAUCUCAUUCUGGGUGAUGUGGGUGCUGGCAUUCCAUUCCGGCCUGGCAUGUUUGAUGGUUGCAUCAGUAUUUCUGCCCUGCAGUGGCUUUGUAACGCCGAUAAGAAGAGUCACAGCCCCCCAAAGCGACUGUACAAGUUCUUCAGCUCCCUGUAUGCCAGUCUGGUACGAGGCGCACGAGCUGUGUUCCAGCUCUAUCCCGAAAACUCCGAGCAACUGGAGUUGAUCACAGCACAGGCCAUGAAGGCUGGUUUCACUGGUGGGAUGGUCGUGGAUUACCCCAACAGCAGCAAGGCAAAAAAAUUCUUCUUGUGUUUAUUUGCUGGAGUCUCUGGAAAGCUGCCAAUGGGGCUCGGAGCAGAGCAAGGAGAGACGACGACAAGCCAGGUUCAGUUCACUAAUGCCAGGUUGAGGUUUGAAAACCUGAAGGGAAAGCCUGUAAAAAGAAGCAGAGAGUGGAUUCUGGAGAAGAAGGAGCGUCGGAGGCGUCAGGGCAGGACUGUUCGAAUUGACACAAAGUAUACUGGCAGAAAGAGGAAGCCCCGUUUCUGAGGGUGGGAAUGGCAGGGGUGUUUUGUUCUCAGCUUGGAGAACUUCAUUUGGUCAAUUCUGUGGCACCUCUUGAUCCUGAAACCCUCAACGAUGUUGAAUUGACAACUGGCGAUGGACUGUCUUUGAAUGACCCACAUGCCAAACCCAUUACCGUCGCGGGGCUCUCCGUUUACAACAAUCUUCAUGGGUUUGCGGAACAGUAAAGAUUUGAAUCACAGGAGGAAGCAAUUCUGUUCAUUCUCAACUUCCUUCUCAAUAUCCAGAAUUCUGCAAGCCCAUGUUGUCUCAUCUUUGACUGCUGUCGUGUGUGUUUCUUGAAUGUUUGAUGUCCUAAUACAAAAGAAAGCCUUUGAAUCUAGUUGUUCUUAAAUGAGCUUGGCUGCUUGAGUUAAAGACAGCAGAUGAACUACCAUUAUUCCUUUAAAAAGGAUAUUUAUACAGUGACUGCAUUGAAAAGUUCAACCAGGAAGGUGGACAACUUCAUCUGAUGAUUGUGAUUUAUCUACUGAUGAAAAUUUUGACAUUAUUUUACUUGUGUACUGAAAAAAUAUAGCUCUUGAUCAGCUAGAUUGUCUUCAAUCCUGGUCAUGUCUUUCUGUUCA